AUCAACCUGAAUAGGCCUUUCUCGGCAUUUACUCAGUUCAUUCAAAGGCUAUUUCAAUUGAUAGAAACUCGCAAAGACGAGAAGUUGUCAUACUCGAAAUACAUUUUCGCCUCUUAUAAAAAAUAUAAUUAAAUACAUUUCCGGGAAAUUAAUAUUAUCGGACGUCAAAGCAACGCAAGCGUUAAGUCCAGUUGAAGAAAAGUAUUGAAAGCAACAAAUUAAAUAUGACGUCUUUCAUCAAUAAAAUAUUACUCUUGCUGGGGGCACUUUGCUGCAUGCAAGUAUGCACCGCCCUUAUGUGCUACGACUGCAACAGCGAGUACGAUCCCCGUUGUGGGGAUCCUUUCGAGCCCUACUCUAUUGGGGAGGUGAACUGCAGCAAGCAAGAGCCAUUGGAACAUCUUAAGGAUAAAUACAAGCCUAUGCUGUGCCGCAAGACUGUGCAGAAAAUUUAUGGGAAAACACGUAUAGUUCGCGGCUGUGGUUAUAUUCCUGAUGAACGCACUGAUAAAGAAUGUGUAAGGCGCUCUGGCACUCAUGAUGUAUCAGCUACCUAUUGCGCCUGUACCAAGGAACUAUGUAACACGGCCGUUGUCGGUGCAUCACAAAAGCCACUUCUUCUUGCAUUGGCCGCAGGAUUAACGCUGCUUGUGACAAGUCAAAGCAUACGAGUUCAGACAUCAUAAAUGUAUACUUUACGAAGUUUAUUUAUAACAUUUUUACAAAUUUAUUUUAAAAAGUCAUCGUUUUCGUUUUUGCAAUUUAAUGAGUAUUAGAAUAUAGCAAAACACUCGAAAUAAAAGAUAAAUAAAAAAUAAUUUGUUUUGUCAUCGUAAAAAUCAGAUAAUUAUUUAAAUUUUUACAUAAUAACAGAUACUUGUGGAAUUAUAAUUUUGAAUAACACAAAUGCGUAAUGACGCUUUUCUUGAAAGUGCAGACCACUAAAUACUUUGCGCCCAAGUCUCUUAGGCUUGCCUAAAAAGUAUUUCCACAUACAAAUAAAAUAUGUAAACAAAAAAAAAAAACAAACUAUACACGAAAGCAUAUUAUGCGUAGAAGAAAGUUUGUGAAAUAUAUGAAAGCUUCAUUGUUCGAUUUCUGGCUGUAUUUUCAUUUAGCUUAUUUAAUUCAGAUGUCUAAUGUAUGUACAUUUCGGCAAAAAGGCUGUAUCUGAGGUAAAUGAGUAUAUAUUGUGUUCGAUAAUUCAAAACAUUUUAAAUAUAUAGAUGUGGUACACAAAUUCACUUCUUCUAUUUCAUUGUAUGAAACGUAAAAUAUGAAAAUCUUUCCAGGCGCAGCACUUGUAUACCAUCCGUAAAUAUAAGGCAAUAGAAGUACCUUACUUAAUUAAAAUUAAACUAACCUUUUAUUCAGUCGUAAAGUCAAAACUGUGUAAAUGAAACGGCUCAAUUUAUUUCUGAAUAAUUUGUAAUCCAAUUAAAAAAAAAAAACAAAAUAAUACACAAACAAACAACUGCCAGUAUACAUCUCCGCCUAAUGAAAAAUGUAAUAUGCAACUAUCACGUACAUAACAUAUGAUGUCCUUGAUUAAAAAUAAUAAAUUUUUUGUGCUUGCAUAAAGUUACAACUUUAAUUAAUUUAGAAAACCUUUAUAAAUAAAAUUUAAAAUACUGAAAAUUACAAGAAAAUGUAUUUUGAACAGUCCUAGAAGAAUAUCUAAACGAAAAUCUUGAUAUGAGACGAAACGUUAAUUUAUAUAUAUAUACGUAUAUAUAUUUGAGUAGAGAAAAUAUUACAAAUAAUUUGGACACAAAAUCAUAAGACAUUUUUAAAAAUUUAAAUAAUUUUAAAAAACGUAAUGCAAGUAACAAUGUUACAUUCUCGUUAUUUUAAAAAAUAAAAUCAUGUAAACAUUUUCAAUUUAAAAUUCAAGAAAUGAGAAAACAAAAAUUCAUACACAACAAAAAUUUUUUCAACUAAUUCACUUCAAGUUACAUACACGCAAAAAAAAGGAAAUAGACAAGUAAAAAAGUAAAAAUCUUCCUAAACAAUAACACUAUUUAUAAAAAAAAAAAUUAUGUAGAUAUAUGGCUUAUAAAAAUUGUUGAGUGUGAAAGAUCUAUAUAAAAUUUAUAUUAAAAUUUGCACACCUGCAAGUUUAUCUUUUUAGUUACAAAAAUUUAUAUUACCUUUUAUUGACAGAAUAUGUAGGUAAACUUAAAAAGAUAUGCAAAUCAUUGGUCAUAAAACCGUAAUAAAAAUCGAAACUAGCCAUUCUAUUGCAAUUUAUAACAAUUUAAUGAAAAUCCACGAAAAAAUAAAAUGAAAUCUAUAUACUCUUAAAAUGUAAUGAAUUAAUAACGGUUCACAAAAAUAUAUUAAAACUUUAUUUUGAAAUUGCAUAAGUUUACGAAUAUAAGGCAAUAUUAUUAUUUAAGAGUUCAUGGGAGAAUUCGAACACACGUUUUAUCCAAUUACACCCAAAGGCUACUUUCACAAUGAGAUAGAAAAAAUAUGAAAUUAAUAGUUGCAUCGUCACUGAGCUUUGCCUUUUUAGUAAUGGGAU
Messenger RNA from Drosophila albomicans, 2527 nucleotides. RefSeq lists its product as uncharacterized. The transcript has 4 exons. Gene Ontology annotation, biological process: sleep; positive regulation of voltage-gated potassium channel activity; regulation of synaptic transmission, cholinergic. The coding region runs from base 225 to 686 and encodes 153 amino acids. The record is from RefSeq and is a predicted model, not a curated record. Lineage: Eukaryota; Metazoa; Arthropoda; Insecta; Diptera; Drosophilidae.